Clunio marinus is the source of this 543-nucleotide messenger RNA. Lineage: Eukaryota; Metazoa; Arthropoda; Insecta; Diptera; Chironomidae. The record is from the annotation of a GenBank genome assembly.
AUGAGCGUGAAACACUUUCAAGUUGUUUUAUUAGUGUUUUCAAUGUUUCUGUUGAAACUUUCGCAACCGCAAACUCCACCAUCGAUUGACGAUCCUGAUUUCAACACAAAUAUUUGGAAAGCACUUUGCAGCAAUGAACUUCCAGCUGAACCAUUAAGAGAAUCAUUUCCACUAAGACUUGAAAUAUUUCCUGAUCCAUUUUUUAACACUUUUUCACCUGGUCAACACAUUCGCGUGACUCUACGUGGAAUUGAUCCAAGCUUUGACUUUGGUGCUUUUCUGAUUCGCGCACAUUCAACUUUUGAUACGACAGCUGUUGGUGAGUGGAUUGGAAUUGGAUUAGGUAAAGCGAUGUCUUGUGCUAAUGAAGACUUUGAAGGCAAUGACUAUGCAGCGCAAAAGAAUGUUACUCUCAGAAGCUACCAAGAAUUAAUUUGGACAGCUCCGAUGAUAACUGGCAAUUAUGUGUUUAAUUUGACGACAUCUGAACGAUUCAUGGUCUAUUGGGCUGAUCAACUUUCUCAUGUUUUAAGAGUUGUUUAA